This is a messenger RNA of Cavia porcellus (domestic guinea pig), 3512 nucleotides long. RefSeq names its product neural EGFL like 2 (gene Nell2). The coding region runs from base 396 to 2846 and encodes 816 amino acids. Lineage: Eukaryota; Metazoa; Chordata; Mammalia; Rodentia; Caviidae. Gene Ontology annotation, cellular component: cytoplasm. The record is from RefSeq and is a predicted model, not a curated record. The transcript has 20 exons. Gene Ontology annotation, molecular function: heparin binding; calcium ion binding; protein kinase C binding.
UACAACAGGUUCAGGCGGCGGGGAGUAAGGGCAGUGCGGGCCGCCUCCCUUCCUCAGGGUGUUUUGAGUCCUCGCCUCUUUCGGCUCAGGCGCAAAUUCCCGGGCGGAGCAGGUCCCCGCGAGCAGAGCCCUCCCUCCGGCCCCCUCUGGCCGCGCCGCCGCCUGGGCUCCGCGUGGGGGAACCAUGAGCGCAUCGCCGGCUCUAAGUUCUCCACGCGCUUGGGGGGGCCGCCCUUUUCUUUCUUAGGCAACCAAAUCGUAUUAAUCUUCCAAUUUAAUUAAUCUGAGGCAGCAGCAGGAGACGCAAACGCUAUUUUCCCGCUUGAUUCCAAGACCUCUUCGAUUUUUAUUUUUAUUUUUAAAGAGCAAGACGAUGGACUGAGCAUAUCCGCACCAUGGAGUCUCGGGUCUUACUGAAAACAUUCUGUUUGAUCUUCUGUCUCGGAGCAGUUUGGGGACUUGGGGUGGACCCUUCCCUGCAGAUUGACGUCUUAACAGAGUUAGAACUUGGGGAGUUCACGGCUGGAGUGCGCCAAGUCCCCGGGCUGCAUAAUGGGACGAAAGCCUUUCUCUUUCAAGAUACUCCCAGAAGCAUAAAGGCAUCCACUGAUACAGCUGAAAAGUUUUUCCAGAAGCUGAAAAACAAACAUGAAUUUACUGUGUUGGUGACCUUGAAACAGAUGCACUUAAAUUCAGGAGUUAUUCUUUCUAUUCACCACUUGGAUCAUAGGUACCUGGAAUUGGAAAGCAGUGGUCAUCGGAAUGAAAUCAGACUUCACUACCGCUCAGGCGGUCACCGUCCACACACAGAAGUGUUUCCUUACAUUUUGGCUGAUGACAAGUGGCACAGGCUCUCCUUAGCCAUCAGUGCCUCCCAUUUGAUUUUACACAUAGACUGCAAUAAAAUUUAUGAAAGAGUGGUCGAAAAGCCUUCUACAGACUUGCCUCUGGGCACAACAUUUUGGCUGGGACAGAGAAAUAAUGCACAUGGGUAUUUUAAGGGUGUCAUGCAAGAUGUUCAGUUACUUGUCAUGCCUCAAGGAUUUAUUGCUCAGUGCCCAGAUCUUAAUCGCACCUGUCCAACUUGCAAUGACUUCCAUGGACUUGUGCAGAAAAUCAUGGAGCUGCAGGAUAUUUUAGCCAAAACAUCAGCCAAGCUGUCUCGAGCUGAACAGCGAAUGAAUAGACUAGAUCAGUGCUAUUGUGAGAGGACCUGCACCAUGAAGGGAACCACCUACCGGGAAUUCGAGUCCUGGACAGACGGCUGUAAGAACUGCACAUGCCUGAAUGGAACCAUCCAGUGUGAAACUCUGAUCUGCCCAAUCCCUGACUGCCCGCUUAAGUCAGCUCCUGCAUACGUGGACGGCAAGUGCUGUAAGGAGUGCAGAUCAAUAUGCCAAUUUCAAGGACGAACCUACUUUGAAGGAGAACGAAAUACAGUCUAUUCUUCUUCUGGAGUGUGUGUUCUUUAUGAGUGCAAGGACCAGACCAUGAAGCUUGUUGAGAGUUCAGGCUGUCCAGACUUGGAUUGUCCAGAAUCUCACCAAAUUACCUUGUCUCAUAGCUGCUGCAAAGUUUGUAAAGGCUAUGACUUUUGUUCUGAGAGGCAUAACUGCAUGGAGAAUUCUGUCUGCAGAAACCUGAAUGACAGGGCUGUGUGCAGCUGCCGAGAUGGUUUUAGGGCUCUUCGGGAGGACAAUGCCUACUGUGAAGACAUUGAUGAAUGUGCUGAAGGCCGCCAUUACUGUCGUGAGAAUACCAUGUGUGUCAACACCCCGGGUUCCUUCAUGUGCAUCUGCAAAACUGGAUACAUCAGAAUUGAUGACUACUCAUGUACAGAGCAUGAUGAGUGUGCUACAAACCAGCACAGUUGUGAUGAAAACGCUUUAUGCUUCAACACUGUGGGAGGACAUAACUGUGUAUGCAAGCCUGGCUACACAGGGAAUGGAACCACAUGCAGAGCAUUUUGCAAAGAUGGCUGUAGAAAUGGAGGUGCCUGUAUUGCAGCUAAUUUGUGUGCCUGCCCACAAGGCUUCACUGGACCCAGCUGUGAAACGGACAUCGAUGAGUGCUCUGAUGGCUUCGUUCAGUGUGACAGCCGUGCUAACUGUGUCAACCUCCCGGGAUGGUACCACUGUGAGUGCAGAGAUGGCUACCAUGACAAUGGGAUGUUUUCCCCAGGGGGAGAAUCAUGUGAAGAUAUCGAUGAGUGUGGGACUGGUAGACACAGCUGUGCCAAUGAUACCAUUUGCUUCAACUUGGAUGGCGGUUAUGAUUGUCGGUGUCCUCAUGGAAAGAACUGCACGGGGGACUGCAUCCAUGAUGGGAAAGUCAAGCACAGUGGUCAGAUUUGGGUGCUGGAAAACGACCGGUGCUCUGUGUGUUCAUGUCAGAAUGGAUUUGUUAUGUGCCGAAGAAUGGUCUGUGACUGUGAGAACCCAACAGUUGAUCUUUUCUGCUGCCCUGAAUGUGACCCAAGGCUUAGUAGUCAGUGCCUCCAUCAAAAUGGGGAAACCUUGUACAACAGUGGUGAUACCUGGGUCCAGAAUUGCCAGCAGUGCCGCUGCCUGCAAGGGGAAGUUGACUGCUGGCCCCUGCCUUGCCCAGAUGUGGAGUGUGAAUUCAGUGUCCUCCCGGAGAAUGAGUGCUGCCCCCGCUGUGUCUCAGACCCUUGCCAGGCAGACACCAUCCGCAAUGACAUCACCAAAACUUGCAUGGACGAGAUGAAUGUGGUUCGCUUCACUGGAUCCUCUUGGAUCAAACAUGGCACAGAGUGUACUCUCUGCCAGUGCAAGAAUGGCCAAAUUUGUUGCUCAGUGGAUCCACAGUGCCUUCAGGAGCUGUGAAGUCAGCUGACUGAUGAAAGAUUUCUGUUUCAAGAAUGUCCUUUCAUUCAAAAGACCAAAACAAAAGUUAAACUUUAAAUUGGACAAUUUGUGGGCAGUUAAGUACAGCUUUGUUAAUAGCUGAGUAAACUUUCAGUUCUGAGGUCUGUGGAGCUUGAGAAAAUCACAAAAGAAAAGUUGUUGGGGAAAACUGGAUCCCAACUCUGCCUCUACUGCUCUGGACGUCACCCUGAGAGAAGGCUGGGUGGGCGUACCCACCUCAGAGCCACCCUGAUACCCACCCCAACGCCAGAGAGGAAGCAGGAGCCGUGGAUCUGAGAGUCUCUGGCUUCACUGGUGCAGAAGUUUUCCUUCUAGAUUAGAGUCUUCAUGAAUCAGUAGGGUCUCACUGCGAAAAAUCAAAUGUAAGGCAGUGAAUGAAUUAUAUUUUCAGAAGUAAAGCAAAGAAGGUAUAACGUGUUAUGUACAGUACACACUCCGAAAAGAAAUCUGAAACAAGUUAUUGUUAUGAUAAAAAUAAUGCACAGGCAUGGUUACUUAAUAUUUUCUAACAAGAAAAGUCACUCCUAUUUCCUUGUUUUACUGCACUUAAUAUUAUUUGGUUGAAUUUGUUCAGUAUGAGCUCGUUCUUGUGCAAAUUAAAUAAAUAUUUCUCUUACCUUAUAA